Erythranthe guttata (spotted monkey flower) is the source of this 1380-nucleotide messenger RNA. The record is from RefSeq and is a predicted model, not a curated record. Lineage: Eukaryota; Viridiplantae; Streptophyta; Magnoliopsida; Lamiales; Phrymaceae.
UAAUUAGCAUUGGUGGUGAGAGAAUGGGAAAACGAAUCAAGAGACAGAGCAUCAACCACGAAGUUCCUGAAGAAAUAAUCGAGGAAAUAUUGACGAAUUUGCCGGUGAAAUCCCUGAUUAGAUUCAAGUGUGUUUCGAAACAAUGGCGCUCUGUUAUCUCCAGCAAAAGUUUUAUCCAAGAGCAUCUCAAGAAAUCGAUGCAAUUCAACCGUCAACACCUCAUCUAUAGCUCUUUCGACACUAACCCUAACAACCGUAGCUCUGGUGGAUUUGAUUAUACCCGUCAGCGUCUACGGUCAUGUUCUCUUAACUCUUUUCUCCAUGAACCAAAAAAGGGUUGUUCCAAGAUCACAACAUUGGAUAAUCAUCCCGGAAACCCUGAUUUAUUCAGCCAGAACACGAAAGGUUGUAAUAUUUGUCCGUCGAGUAUAUGCAUUCGGAUCAUAGGUUCAUGUAAUGGGCUAGUACUCGUCACCUUUAACUUUAAAGAUAUAUUUCUUUGGAACCUUUCAACAAGAAAAUUCAAGUCUAUUCCAACUACAUAUUUUCCAAAAAAAUCAUUGUUCCACAAAUUCCAAUACGGUUUCGGGUACGAUGAUUCUACCGAUGACUACAAGAUUGUCUGCACUUCCUUCUGUGCGGAACCCUAUCAGACAAAGAUUUACAGUCUCAAGACCGAUUCUUGGAAGAGAAUCGAGCAUUGGGUGUUGGUAGUGAAGGCAUAUUUGUGAAAGGAAAGUUUUAUUGGGAAACGAUGGAUUGGAAAGCAGCGGAGAAGUGUGAUCGCUGGAAAAUUGUUUCUCUUAGUUUUGUGGAAGAAAAGUUUGAAUUUGUGGCUCGACCUAAACACUUUUUGGAGUAUGAGUUUAAUGCACGCACGAGUUCUGCAAGUUUUGGGAGGCUAUCUUAGUUUCGUCGGUAUUAGUAGUACAUUGGAUGUAAAUAUAUGGGUUAUGAACAAGUACAGUGAGGCAAAUCAAGAAACAUGGACUAAGAUUUGGACACUUUCUGAUUUUUCUCAUCCGAAGAGGUAUAACAAUGGUCCAAGACCAAAGCCAAUAUGGAUGAACAAGAAUGGGGAUAUUGGAGUGGCUUUUGGUGAAUCGAUUGUUGUUGUUUAUAAUUACAAAAGUAAGUCGCGCAUGUACCGAGUUGAUGAAAUAAUAUUAGCAAGCAAUAUUUACGUUGAAAGCUUAGUUUCUCCAUUUGGUGAUCAAGAUCUUCCCCAAUGAUUAUCAUAAUCAUAUAUAGUGGGGACUACGAUGCUACAUAUUAUUUUGAUCAACGAUAAUGGUAAACACAAUUAAAUAUUCGUUAAACAUAAUUUAAUAUUCGAUUGCAUUAUUAAAUAUUCGUUAAAUACUAUUUACCCUGACUAUU